Onychomys torridus (southern grasshopper mouse) is the source of this 351-nucleotide messenger RNA. Its product is annotated as serum amyloid A-5 protein-like. NCBI's taxonomy places the organism in Eukaryota, Metazoa, Chordata, Mammalia, Rodentia, Cricetidae. Gene Ontology annotation, cellular component: extracellular region. The annotation marks the transcript as partial. The record is from RefSeq and is a predicted model, not a curated record. The transcript is spliced from 4 exons.
AUGAAAGGAGAAGCAUGGCAGGGGGCUGAGGACAUGUGCGCCUACUCUGACAUGAAGGAGGCCAACUGGAAAGAUUCAGACAAAUACUUCCAUGCUAGAGGGAACCAUGAUGCAGCCCAAAGGGGUCCUGGGGAAGUCUGGGCUGCUGAAGUCAUCAGUGACGCAAGAGAGGGCAUUCAGAGUCUCAUGGGCCGUGGACAUGAGGAUACCAUGACUGACCAGGAAGCCAACCAUUGGGGCCGCAGUGGCAAGGACUGCCUGACAAAUACUGAGCAUCCUCCUUUCUGCCUCAGGAGGCUGUGCUGCGGGCUCUGGGGUCAGGACAUGGGGUUCUUCACUUUAGUGUCCACU